GAGGAUGGGGAUGAUGACGAUGAUGAUGAGGAGGAGGAGGAGGAGGAGGAGGAGGAGGACAGCGAGGAGGACGAGGCGGACAGGCGGCGGGCUGAUGCGCGGGAGAAGCGGGAGCAGCGGCGCGAGGAGGCCUUGAAGGCGCGCAGCGCGCAGGACCUGCGGUCGCCCAUCUGCUGCAUCCUGGGGCACGUGGACACCGGCAAGACCAAGUUGCUGGACUGCAUCCGCCGCACCAACGUGCAGGAGGGCGAGGCGGGUGGCAUCACGCAGCAGAUCGGUGCGACGUACUUCCCCAUGGCCAACAUCCGCGAGCGCACCAAGGAGCUCAAGGCGGACGCCACGCUGCGCGUGCCGGGGCUGCUCGUCAUCGACACGCCCGGCCACGAGUCGUUCACCAAUUUGCGCGCCAGGGGGUCGGGGCUGUGCGACAUCGCCAUCCUGGUGGUGGACCUCAUGCACGGGCUGGAGCCGCAGACCGUGGAGUCGCUCAACCUGCUCAAGAUGAGGAAGACGCCCUUCGUCGUCGCCAUGAACAAGGUGGACCGCAUCUACGGGUGGAACGCCACGCCCAACGCGCCCAUCCGCGCGGCGCUGAAGAAGCAGACGCGCGACGCCAUCAUGGAGUUCGACCGCCGCACCGAGCAGGUGAUCCUGGAGCUGAAGGAGCAGGGGCUCAACGCGGCGCUCUACUACAAGAACACGGACGUGCGCAAGUUCAUCUCCAUCGUGCCCACCAGCGCCAUCAGUGGCGAGGGCGUACCUGACCUGCUGCUGCUGCUGGUGCAGCUGACGCAGAAGCUGAUGGAGGAGCAGCUCAUGUUCGUGGCGUCCGUGCAGUGCACCGUGCUCGAGGUCAAGGUCAUCGAGGGGCUCGGCACCACCAUCGACGUGGUGCUCGUCAACGGCGUGCUGCACGAGGGCGACCAGAUCGUCGUGUGCGGCCUGCAGGGGCCCAUAGUGACGACCAUUCGAGCGCUACUAACGCCUCACCCCAUGAAGGAGCUGCGAGUCAAGGGGUCAUACCAGCACCACAAGGAGCUGCGGGCGGCGCAGGGCAUCAAGAUCACGGCGCAGGGGCUGGAGCACGCGGUGGCGGGCACGCAGCUCUACGUGGUGGGGGCGGAGGACGACGUGGACGAGCUCAGGGAGGAGGCCAUGGCGGACGUGAAGGGCGUGCUGUCGCGCGUGGACAAGUCGGGCGAGGGUGUGUCGGUGCAGGCGUCGACGCUGGGGUCGCUGGAGGCGCUGCUGGAGUUCCUCAAGAGCCCCGCAGUGAAGAUCCCCGUGUCGGGCAUCGCCAUCGGCCCCGUGCACAAGAAGGACGUCAUGCGCGCCAGCGUCAUGCUGGAGAGGAAGAGGAAGGAGUACGCCGUCAUCCUCGCCUUUGAUGUCAAGGUGUCAACGGAGGCGCGGGAGAUGGCGGAGGAGCUGGGCGUGCGCAUCUUCACGGCGGACAUCAUCUACCACCUGUUCGACCAGUUCACGGCGUACAUGGCGGGCGUGAAGGCGGAGAAGCGUGCGGAGGCGGCGGAGGAGGCGGUGUUCCCGGUGGUGCUCAAGAUCAUGCCCAACUGCAUCUUCAACAAGAAGGACCCCAUCGUGCUCGGCGUCGAGGUGCUCGACGGCAUCGCCAAGGUGGGCACGCCCAUCUGUGUGCCGGGGCGGGAGUUCAUCGACAUCGGCAAGAUCGCGUCCAUGGAGAAGGACCACAAGAUGGUCGACACCGCCAGGAAGGGGCAGGCUGUCGCCAUGAAGAUCGUGGGGUCGAAUGCGGAGGAGACGCAGAAGUCGUACGGGCGGCACUUCGACAGCGACGACGAGCUCGUGAGCCGCAUCUCGCGCAACUCCAUCGACCUGCUCAAGGAGAACUACCGCGACGACUUGAGUCGGGAGGACUGGAUCCUCGUGGUCAAGCUCAAGAAGCUCUUCGACAUCGCCUAGGCUCGUCUGCUCACUACCCUCGCUGGGAUUCUACAUUUACAGGUUGCCAUUUACAGGAAACCCUGGUGUAUAGGUGUCCUAGAAUCAUUGGCCGAACACAGAGUGUCCAUGGUCUUCACUCCCAACUUGUUGGUUUGCAAGCAACCCUUUAUUCCAAGCAUCCCUCCCAU
Closterium sp. NIES-67 is the source of this 2111-nucleotide messenger RNA. The record is from the annotation of a GenBank genome assembly. Lineage: Eukaryota; Viridiplantae; Streptophyta; Zygnematophyceae; Desmidiales; Closteriaceae.